AUGGGCAUAGAAAAAGAAAUUCAAGUGCCAACUUUGGUGGAGGACUUUGCAGGAGCACUUAAACUUUAUGACGAUGGAAGCAUCGUUCGCACUGAUAACCAUCUCAUUGUGAACGUUCCUCUCUCUUAUAACAGUACUAGAGAUGUUGUAAUAGAGGAGGAACUCGGCAUUUGGGUGCGCCUCUUCCUUCCUCCGUUUAAACCCACCUCUUCCAAGUUACCUGUUGCGCUCUUCAUCCACGGCGGCGGCUUUUGUUUCCUUUCACCCGCGUUUGUCGCUUCCCACACAUUUUGCGAAAAGUGGGCUGCCAGCUUAGGAGUGAUGAUGGUUUCCGUGCAUUACAGAUUGGCCCCGGAGAAUCGCCUCCCUGCCGCCUACGACGACUCCAUGGCUCUACUCCAAUGGCUUUUUUCCCCUGAGCGCCCUUCUGAUCCCUGGCUCGAUGCCUAUUCCGAUCUGAGCAACGUGUUUGUGAUUGGGAAGAGCUCGGGAGGGAAUAUAGCUCAUCAUCUCCUCAUGCGAGCCCAAGCUUGUGAUUUCUUUAACAAUAUCAGAGGAGCAAUUCUGCUUCAGCCUUUCUUUGGAGGGGAAGAUCGUACACAGUCGGAGAAUGUAUGUCCAAGCGAUGUUUUUGUGAAUGUAGAAAAUUGUGAUACAUUUUGGAGGUUGGCGUUGCCCGUUGAAGCGCAUGGGAAUAGAGAUCACCCAUUCAGCAACCCGGUCAUGUAUUUUCCUUCGCAAUUAAGUAGCGUAAUUAACAUUGCUCCCAUGUUAGUUGUAUUGGGAGGGAAAGAUUGUUUGAGGGAUAGAGGCGCCGAGUACUACGAAGCCAUAAAACUCUCGCGCAAGUGCAAGCAUAUUGAUCUGAUGAUCUUUGAAAAGGAAGAGCAUGGUUUUCAUGUUUCUUUCAAAGAAGAAGACAAUGACCAGAAUAAUCACAACUCCAACAACAGAAGACUAAUGCGGGAGGCAGCUCUCUUUGUGUCUUCCAACACCCAUUCACCUCGCUCUCCCAUAUAA
This is a messenger RNA of Cryptomeria japonica (Japanese cedar), 1020 nucleotides long. Its product is annotated as probable carboxylesterase 15. Bases 1 to 1020 code for a protein of 339 amino acids. Lineage: Eukaryota; Viridiplantae; Streptophyta; Pinopsida; Cupressales; Cupressaceae. The transcript has a single exon. Gene Ontology annotation, molecular function: hydrolase activity. The record is from RefSeq and is a predicted model, not a curated record.